AUGAAAGGAAAGAUAUCAGUCUCAUCCUCGGAGAAAUCAAUGGCAUCGAGCACGACGACGACUACUAACACUCUGUCUACGGAAGAAGAUUCAGAGAGAAGAGACAGUAACUGUUACUUCCCAGAUUGUCGCAAAGACGCGAAUUGCAGCUGCGAAGAUUGUCUCGACAGUCUCAACGCGAUGCUCGAUCUCAUGCCUCCGAGUGUACAGAAAAGCUCCCUCACUAAGCUCUCCUCCGCCUCCAAUUUCAAAUCCACCGUUGAAUCCACUCCGACUUCGUUUGACCCGCGUGUCGUCACCACGCCCGCUUCGGUUUGUCGCCCGAUCUCGAAGCUGAUCUCUCCGGCGAAGAAGAAAUCGGUAAAGAAAUCGAAAGUUUCCGAGGAUGAAGAACAGAGGAAGAAGACUAAGAACGAGAGAAGGCCACUGAUUCGUGUUAUUCGGAAAGUGGUUUUGGUAAUUGGUUUGGUUCUUGGUUUGGAAUUAGGGUUCAAUUGGAUGCGUAAAGGGAUUUUGAAACCAGAAUUUACAGAGGAGAUAGUUAAGAGCGCUGGUGAGAGAUCUCAGUCUGCUCAUGAUCUGGGUGAGAAGCUGAGAAUCACGGAAGACGAAUUGAAAGGUUUUGCUAACAAUGGAAAGUUCUCGAGCUGCAGAGCUUCCAAUUCGAAAUGGAAAAUCAAUCAGGAUGGUCCAAUGUUGAGCUCAAAGUGUGUAGUGUACAAAUCCGCCAUUGAAGAGGUGAGUAUAUGGGGAUGGCCUUUGCAGACUUCCGGUUUGUUCCGUACCGGAUUCGCCUCAAGUUCAAUCACCGUAUUAUCCGGCCGAGUAACCGAGUGGACAGAAGGGAGAUUCGGUUACUCAAUACGUGAGGCCAACAACACGUGGAGGAAAACCAAAUGGAGCACGUCGGUUCUGCAACUAGAUCCAAACACAUGGAUUCUUGAGUACAGAGAAAGCUCGGUGACAGAGAGUUCGAGUUUGUUGUCACUUACAGUCGAUCUACUGAGACACAUGAUGUUCCAGGCAGCAAAGAAUGUAAACCGGGAGCUUUUGUGGGUGUUUUCAGCCUCGGGGAAUCUGUAUAGAGAAUCAGUAUCAGAGGCUAGCACAAUGACACCAACUUAG
Molecule: messenger RNA, 1125 nt
Organism: Microthlaspi erraticum
Lineage: Eukaryota; Viridiplantae; Streptophyta; Magnoliopsida; Brassicales; Brassicaceae
Source: the annotation of a GenBank genome assembly